This is a messenger RNA of Malassezia vespertilionis, 1260 nucleotides long. RefSeq lists its product as uncharacterized. The record is from RefSeq and is a predicted model, not a curated record. Gene Ontology annotation, biological process: translational initiation. Gene Ontology annotation, cellular component: eukaryotic translation initiation factor 3 complex, eIF3m. Gene Ontology annotation, molecular function: translation initiation factor activity; metallopeptidase activity; translation initiation factor binding. Bases 1 to 1260 code for a protein of 419 amino acids. The transcript is spliced from 6 exons. Lineage: Eukaryota; Fungi; Basidiomycota; Malasseziomycetes; Malasseziales; Malasseziaceae.
AUGAAGCAUUUCUACGUGGGUGCGGCAGCUUGGGAUGUCCGUGCGAAGAAAGCAGAGUUGUUCGAUCCUGCGUCCAACUUUCUCCUUGUUACAGGAUCACUAGAUUCUGACUGUUCGGAUAUUUGUGGCUUCGUCAUGUGGCGCUUCGACGUGGAUGAGACACGAGACGACCCGUUCGCAGAGCCUGGCGACGAGCUGAUCGAAGUCGCGUACUGUAUAUUGCUGCACGCAUUGGAGAGCAUUGCAUGGCAGACGUGCAUGCGCAAAGUCAUGCUCACUGUUUUCAAAGCGAACAAAGAAGCACGCGAAUUUUAUCACAAUCAAAGGUACAUUCUCGACACUACAUCGCCGGACAACGAUGAAUAUGAAUGUGCCCAGGAAGAACACGGGCUGAGCAUCCUCCAACCCGUAAUGGACAACAGUCUUAAAAAUGUCGAAAGUGCGAACAAUACGCUCCUGAAUAGUGUUGCGCUUUUUUCCAUUCUGGACCACUUCCUUCGCCGCGAUGGUUCGCAGUCGCGCGUAAUUGGCACACUCCUUGGUACACGUAGCGAAUCGGAAGUCGAAGUUCGCAGCUGCUUCGCUGUGCCGCAUGGCGAAAGUGAGGACCCUUGGCAAAUUCACCUGGACGCGGAGCACCACCGCCGUAUGCUGGGAUUGCACCAGCGUGUGCGUCCCGAAGAAGUGGUGUUGGGCUGGUAUAGCACAUCCCCUGACCUGAACUCGAACAGUGCCUUAAUUCAGGACCACUACUCGCGCGAGACCGCACCGCACCAAGCCGUGCACCUUACUCUGAAUACCAACGUGGCUGACAAGGAGGACGGUCUGGGCGUAAGGACCUACGUCAGCUCCUUGCUGGGCGCAACGGUAAGGCCAGACAGCUGCACAUUCAUUUCUGUUCCUACUACGCUGCUCACUUCGAGCCCCGAGCAGACGGCAAUGACACACUUGGCCAACCCUGCCUCGGGCGAGUCGAGGACAGAUUUGGACGCACUGGCAGCCUCGCUGGAGCAGGUACAUUCACAGCUGGAGCGUGUGCUUACAUACUUGCGCAAAGUACUUGCGGAUGAGAUCCCAGGCGACAAGGCCGUUGGCCGUUUCUUAAGCGAUACCAUUGGUGUGGUACCUGCGGGUGUCAGCAGCGCGACGCUGGAAUCGCUCUUCAAUUCGCACAUGCAAGAUAUUUUCAUGGUCUCGUACCUGUCUAAGAUUAUUAGUGCGCAAACUGAAGUCUCCACGCGUCUUGCGCUUCUGACAUGA